CAUUCGCGCCACUGGGGCCUUCCACGGCUCUGGCGAUCUAUCAGUGCGCAAAACGUUAGUCGCAGACUCUGCUACAUCACUGUUUAGUACACCCUUACGCUUACGCCUACGCUUCUUCUUGCUUGCAACAUCCGCUUCUUUCGCAGCGCGCUUUACCUGUGACUCCUCAAGCUCUUUCUAGCUCUUGGCCAUGCCCAAUACCCACAACUUGGUUGACCGCCGUGCUUUCACUUCGCUAUUGAUCUUAGACAGGAAUUGGUUGUGGUCUUGACAAGAUUGUCCAGCCAUGGCUCCUCCAGCCGCACUUGCCACCUUCUGCACGUGUCUGAGUAGGUCCUGUUUUCUUGACUUGUCAAGCGCCUGGGCAUCCUGCUUGAUCGGGUUGUGUAAAGAUGUCAAAGCCUCUGUAGUCACUGGCAUUACAGGUGUUACAGAUGUCCGCACCGUUUCAACUUGUGCACUAGCUCCUACUGCCUCCGCAAUUUAUGGAACAGCCAAUUGCGCCAGGGGCUUUGUUGUACCUUGGAGUACUCGAUCGGGGUUGAAUGGAACCAGUCCAUUUGCAGCCCACGCAGAUGUAAUAUUCUUCUUGGUGAAGGCUCAUGCUUUUGCGGGGCUAUAAAAGGAAAUGAGUCUCCUUGCCAAUUGUGUCUACGCCUCCUCGGCUUAGUCAAUCAACAUGAUCGCAAUAGGCUGC
This is a messenger RNA of Macroventuria anomochaeta, 697 nucleotides long. RefSeq lists its product as uncharacterized. The transcript has a single exon. The record is from RefSeq and is a predicted model, not a curated record. The coding region runs from base 287 to 622 and encodes 111 amino acids. Lineage: Eukaryota; Fungi; Ascomycota; Dothideomycetes; Pleosporales; Didymellaceae.